GCGGCUUGUGCACGCGCUCUUGCCUCUCAGUCUCAGCGCGCGACAUAUGGGCACGCGAAUUUAAACCGCAACAAUAUCAAUAUCGUCCAACGACCAGGAUACUCGCGCAUAUUCGCAUCCCGUCCAGAAAACUUCCUGGAAACUUCGCAGGCGUAAUUUGACGGAUUACAAAUUCUUCAUUUCAGGCACGGAAGACAAGAAUUAACUGUCAACACACUGUUUCAAAAAGGGAUUGCAAUGUUUCCGAACAAGGCGAUAAUCUUGGUGCUUCUUUUCUUUGGCAACGCAGUUUCUCUGCAGGUCAAUAUUACACCUGCACAGGGAGAGAUCAGUGUUGGAGAAUCUCGAUUCUUUUUGUGUGAAGUUAUCGGUGGGGCCAAGGAAAUCGACUGGUUUGCUCCAACCGGGGAAAAAAUUGAGCCAGGCAGACUGGAUGUAAGCGUGAUUCGCAAUGAUGAGACAUCCUCCACUCUCACCAUCUAUAACGCAAAGGUUGACAACGCCGGCACAUACAAAUGUGUGGCCAGCAGUGGAGAUAGGGAAGCCGAAGCCACCGUCAAUCUGAAGAUAUACCAAAAAAUUACUUUCACAAAUGUCCCAUCACCUCAAGAGUUCACUGAAGAGGACAAUGCCAUUAUAGUGUGUGACGUCAUAAGCUCACCUCCACCCAACAUCCUCUGGAAAUACAAGGGUGCAAAAAUCCAGUUCGAAAAAGAUGUCCGUUUCAGGAUUUUGAAUAACAACCAUCUCCAAAUCCGAGGGAUCAGGAAGACCGACGAGGGUGUCUACACUUGUGAGGGCCGCAUUAAAGCCCGUGGAGAGGUUGAUUUUCGGAGCAUUAAAGUGGUUGUUAACGUCCUUCCCACUAUACGAAUCCGUCAAGCGGAAACAAACGGCACCGCUGACAUGGGUUUCUCAACCCUGCUGGCCUGUGAUGCUGACGGAUUUCCUGAGCCGAUGGUGACCUGGACACGGAACAACAUUCCACUGGAGAGCGGCAAAAAAUACAACUUCAAUGAAGACGGCUCUGAGAUGACAAUACAAGAUGUGACAAAGCUGGACGAGGGAGAUUACACAUGCAUUGCUAAGAACAAAGCUGGGGAGAGCGAACAAGAACUUAGCCUUAAAGUCUUUGUGAAACCCAAAAUCACAUAUCUGGAAAGCCAGACUGCAACUGAAAUGGAUGAACAGGUCACAUUAACAUGCGAUGCCACCGGAGACCCCACACCCACCAUCACGUGGAGCUUCGGCACCCGGGUCUUCACCGAGGGAGAGCAGGAGCACCAAAAAAGGAUUUAUCAGGCCUCUUGGACUCGACCGGAACAGCACAAGGAUCUUGAUGGUUACGUGUUGGUCCGCAGUGACGCCCGUGUGUCUUCUCUCACCCUAAAGUACCCUCAGUACAGCGACGCCGGCGAGUAUCUCUGCACCGCCCGCAAUGCCAUUGGAGAGACGGCGCAGCCCGUGUAUCUGGAAGUGCGCUAUGCACCGAAAAUCCUGGGCUCAGUAACGGUGUACACGUGGGAGGGUAACCCAGCCAACAUCAGCUGUGAAGUGCUGGCUCACCCCAGCAAUGUGUCUAUUACAUGGCUGCGAGACGGCGUCCAGCUGCCUAAUGCUAACAUCUCCAAUAUCAAGAUCUAUAACAUGCCUUCCGCCAGCUACCUGGAGGUCAAUCCAGAGUCUCAGAGCGACUUUGGCAACUACAACUGUUCUGCCUCCAAUGAGAUCGGGACCGAAUCCAAAGAGUUCAUCGUGAUCCCAGCUGAUGUGCCUUCGGCGCCAUCCAUCACUCAAGUGCAGCCGUACUCCAGCACAGCUCAGGUGCUUUUCGAGGAGCCCGAGUCCACUGGAGGAGUUCCUGUGCUCAAGUACCGAGCCGAGUGGAGAGCCGUGGGCCGAGGGAAAUGGGUGCAGCAAAUCUAUAGGGUGAAAGAUGCAGGACUGAGUUCAGUCACAGUCACCGGCCUUAAACCCGAAACCGAUUACGAAGUCAAGAUUUCUGCCAUUAACGGCAAGGGCGAAGGUGACAGAAGCCAAUCCAUGGUCUUCAAAACCGAGCAUGUCCGAGAGCCAAGUCCCCCUAUACUAGAGGGCACUCUACAACCUGAAGGCAAUUCUCUCAAAGUUAAAUGGACCAAACAAGAUGAUGGAGGGUCACCAAUCACACAUUAUUUGGUCAAAUACAAAGCUAGGAAAGACUCUGCCUGGAAGCCUGAGAUCUGUCUGUCCAAUGUGAGUGAGUAUGAAAUGCUGAUCGGGCUGGAGUGGGACACGGAGUAUGACGUGUUCGUGAUGGCAGAGAACCAGCAGGGCAAGUCCAAGCCUGGCACUCUGACCUUCAGAACCUCAUCGGAGCCUGCAGCUACCACAGACUCCAUGGAAGAUGGCACGGGCUUGAACACUGGAGUAAUUGUUGGUAUUCUUAUACUGGUGUGUGUGCUGCUCUUGCUGAUCGUGGACGCCACCUGCUGCUUCCUCAAUAAGUGUGGCAUCCUCAUGUGCAUCUGCGGUAAACCCGGACAAGGCACCAAAGGCAAAGACAUAGAGACAGGCAAAGCUGCCUUUGUUCAAGAUGUGUCUAAAGAGCACAUUGUAGAAGUGAGGACAGAAGAAGAGGCCACAGCCAAUCAUGAUGCAGAAGGCCAUCCUGAGCCCAAUGAGACAACGCCGCUGACCGAACCAGAGCAAGUUACGGAAACUGCCUCUGUGGUGGUGGACUUGCCUCUUUCCCUUCCCACUAACUCAGACACAGUCACUGACACCUUUGACCUUAGUCAGAGCAGCCCAGUUAGCGAGAGCACCACUCUCACCUCCAGCAUCACAGCACCUCCCUCCGACUCUCCUAACCCCGUCCACCUGACACCACCCAACAGCAGCACGCCCAAAUCUCACACCAAACUCUCCAGCUCAUCUCCCCCGUCUUCCGACCCGAGUAAAGUUACUCUCCUGGUAGACCUGGGUGAUUCCCCAGAACCACAAGCUGAGGUUCCUCGUGUGGUCCCUUCAGAAGAACCAGUCCCAGUGCCUCCUCCUCCCCACUUCAACGCAGUCCAACCAGCUUCUGUAAACUCAAAAAACACAGAAAACGAAUUAGAGUCGCCCGAGUCUCAUGCCACUUUAAAUCCCAUCAGCCCACAGGGCAGCGUCGCAAUCCCCUUAGUGAAUCAUGAACAUGAGAUUGACGGAGAGCUCCCACUGGCUCCAGCCACAGACGUCCCUCAGGAUGGGUCACAUGCUGUGGGGACAGCUGGCUCCGGUGGCCCAUCUGUUCCAGCACAGGACGAGAAAAUAUUGGAUAAUGAGAAGAGUACGACUGAAAACGCAGACCUGAAGAAAGUUGCGUCAGGAACUGGAGCAGAAGCCAGCGCCCUCACACAAACAAACGCCACUUAAAGUAAAGCAUGAGAGGACAAGUGAAGGAUGAAAAGCGUCGUGGUGACCAUGAACGUGUUUGUUUAACAGUGCCCUUAAUGAAUUUUCUGAACAAAACAUUGUAUCUACAGACAGAAGUUUCACGUACAAUGUACUGUAUGUAUGCUUUUUUUAUUUUUGUUGAUUUAAGUGAAACUUCCAGAAGUUUCUGUAUCAGAGUUAAACAGACAUCAAAUUCAUAUAAUUCAAAGAUAUUCUUAUAGAGGUUCUUGUGUUUCUUUUUUUUUUCUGUCAGAUAAUUAUUAUAGCAGGUCAUUAAGUUAUUCAGGAAAAUGAUUUAUUCAGUAAUACACAUGCGAUUUAUUUACAAAGUACAUUGUUAAAAUGUAAAUGAUUUCUCCUAUUUUUUUAUCAUGAGUGUUUGAGGGCUAGGUUCGAUUUGUUGUUAGUUUUGUAUUUUAUUAUAUUUUAUCAUUCUAUUUUAUUUACUCUUUACUAUUUUGCCUGUUGAAUGAUAACUCAUAAUGGCAGUUAUGUAAAGACAAAAUAUCCUAAGAUAUUUUAAAAUACUGUUAUAUGAACGAAAGUCUGAUAAAGAUUUCAAAUUAACCAUUUGAUUCGCUGCUGAAGUCUUUAUUAAAUCAGUUUUUACAAUUAUCGUGUGUUUCUAAUGUUUGGGAUUUAUACAUUAAAUGUUCCUCCAACAUGCUCCUAAAGCAUCAACCCGAACUAAAAUAUCUGCUCAUUCUUAUACCUUGUACCUCUGGAGAAAAGUUUAACACCGUCACCUGCAAGC
Carassius carassius (crucian carp) is the source of this 4171-nucleotide messenger RNA. RefSeq names its product neural cell adhesion molecule 1-like. The transcript has 21 exons. Gene Ontology annotation, biological process: cell adhesion. Lineage: Eukaryota; Metazoa; Chordata; Actinopteri; Cypriniformes; Cyprinidae. Bases 238 to 3396 code for a protein of 1052 amino acids. Gene Ontology annotation, cellular component: membrane. Gene Ontology annotation, molecular function: protein binding. The record is from RefSeq and is a predicted model, not a curated record.